UUAACCUAGAAAAACAAAGUUACUUCAUACAUAACAAAGAUCCUGAUAACUGGUUUUAAACAACAGAACUAAAUCUACCUUGAAUCAUAGAUCAAAGAAGCAACUUGCUGGCUUUACCUUAUAGUGACAAUGGAUCACUGGGCCUGUCUUUUGUUUAUGCAUCUCGUAUUGUUGGUAGGUAUACAACUUGUGAACACAACAGGUCAAGCUUGUUUAUAAAGCUAUGUUGUAUCUGUAGAAUCAGCUGAACGUAAAUUGAGUAUAAAGAAAAGCUAACUGAUUGAAGGAAUAUACCUUUAUGUUCCCACUGAUGCCACAAUUAUGAGCUAGUCUAGCCGUCUGAAAACUAAUUAUUAAUAAAACCGUCUUUGAGUUCUAGAAUUUGCUGGUCAAGAACAAUAAAGUAUUAGAAGGCUUUUGCAUAUGAUGAUGAUGGCAUAGGUAUGUGAUCAACAAGAAGAUGAAAGUGGAAACAUUGACUUGUUAGCAUUCAAAUGCAAUGAUUGAAUACAUAUCUUGGGCAAAAUGAAGGCAGGGCCGGCUGGUUUAUUUGCUUAAUUUAAUGUGACUUGACUUUGUUCAAAAAGGACAACAGGCUAGUGGUUGUUAUUAUUAUUAUUAUUAUUUAUUUAUUUAUUUAUGGCCCCUGAAUAGAAAGCGAAUACCUGUGCAAUAACGUGAUUAAUGUAUAUUCGAGCUUCUUGUAAUCAAAUGAUUUAUGACAGGUAUAAUACCAGUGGUAUAUUAAGUUGUGAUCAUUUUGGACUAAGAUCCGGUUGAGUCAGCAGCAAUAUGGACAAUGAGGAUUCAAAUAGCUGAUCCAACUUGCAUAGAAUUGAGCAUAGUAGGAGUUGUUGCUCUUUAUAUCAAGUUGUGAUCAAGUUUAGAGUCUGCUGUCUUAGUUUGCUUUAGCAAAAUAAUUCUUUUUGGCGCAUCUAGUGAUCUUACUUUUCUGGGUAAAAUAUUUAUUCCUUGAGUUAUUAUGAUGGACGGCACCUUUAUAAGCAGUUGCAUCUUAGUUUCUUGCAAGACUGUAUAAAACAGAAAUUACACGCUAGACCAGCUCAAUCAAGCAAGGUCAACAGUUGAUGAUACAAUACAUACCGUCUUAGAGAAUGAUAUGAAUAGACAUUUUGAAACUUCCCGUUUAUGCUAAUUGUUUAAUAGUUAAAUGUGGAAAGCCCUAAUGGUUGUUAAAUGAAAAUGUCGUUUAACUAGAUUAUUGUUUCAUUUCGUAAGUGGUCUGCAUCAAUGUGGUGGCUUCAUAUUGUCAAUGACAUAUGAUGUUUGACUUUACAUUGAAGAAUAUUUUGUGUUUUCACUUGAAUUACACUGGCCAUAAGGGCAUGUACCUCAACUUUCUCAGCUGCCAUUGGGUGACUCUGAGACAAUAGCAUACCAUGGGUGAUUUUCCACUUAUCUUUUUCAUAAGUUCCAUCAUUUUAGCUUCAAAGGUCUAUGCCCAACAAAAUUAUUCAGGCAAUACUGUCAUGAGUUGUAAAGGAACCAAUGAAACAGGAACUACUGCUUCUUUUCUCUAUUCUUGCAAUGGUGAAAAGUUCUCCUGUCGAUCAUUCGUGAUUUUUAGAUCAGAUUCUCCUUAUAAUACUGUUUCUUACAUCUCAAAACUCCUAUCUUCGAACCCUGAUGAGAUUGUCCACAUCAACAAUAUUUCAAGGUUUAAAAUAUUGGAUCAGAACCAAGAAGUUAUAGUUCCAGUAAAUUGUUCAUGUUCAGGUCAGUACUAUCAGGCUGACACCUCUUAUGUUAUACCAAGCAAAUAUGAUACCUAUUUUCGCAUCGCAACCAGCACGUAUCAGGGGUUAUCUACUUGCAGUGCUGUUAUGCAUGAAAAUGUCUACAAUGCACUGGAUCUGUUUCCAGGUCUAAAUUUGCGGGUACCACUCAGAUGUGCCUGUCCUACAAGGGAUCAGUCAAGAAAUGGUGUGAAAUAUUUGGUGACUCAUUUGGUUACAUGGGGAGACAACGUUUCUAGCAUUAGCGCGCAGUUCAGUGUCAGUAGUCAAAGUACAGCAUAUGCAAAUGGAUUAUCUGAAAAUUCAGUUCUUUAUCCUUUCACAACAGUACUGAUUCCUCUGCCAAAAGAACCUUCAAGCUCCGAAACAAGGACAAUUAAGAGAGAACACACUGAAACUUCUUACCCUUCUAGGCACAAAAUAUCAUACGGCAGUCUUUUCAUUGGAGUCGGAACUGGUGUUUCCCUUGCAGUCCUCUGUUUUAUCUUGUUCAUUGUCUUAAAACAUAAAAAGGAAAAUGGAAGAGGUGAAAUACUUGGGAACAGAAGACAAGGGAAACAAAAAAGGAACUUGCCAGAACAUGUCCUGGAAAGUAUAGUUGGUGAAGGUCAAAUGAUCAAAGUUUAUGAAUUUGAAGAACUGCUGGCUGCAACUGAAAACUUCAGCUCGCGAAAAAAAUUUGGUCAUUGUGUUUAUAAAGGGGUCCUUCGAGGAAAACUGAUGGCCAUCAAGGAGAUGAGCACAGACAUAUCAAAGGAGGUUAAAUUUCUUGCAAAGAUCAACCAUUUCAAUUUAAUUAGCCUCGCUGGUUUCUGUAAGCAUCAUCAACUAUCCUAUCUUGUUUUCGAGUUCAUGGAAAAUGGAUCUUUAAAAGAAUGGCUUUUCAAGGAUGAUAACCCCGAGGCUCAGAGCUGGAACUGCAGAAUUCGUAUUGCCUUAGAUAUCGCUGAUGGUCUAGAUUAUAUUCAUAACUUCACAGCUCCAGCUUAUGUGCACAAUAACAUAAGCAGUAACAGUAUCUUACUUAACAGACAUCUAAGGGCCAAGAUUUCAAAUUUUAGCCUGGCGCGGUCAGCUAACAAUGAGGGAAAGGUAACUUCAUCUAUGAAAUUCAUCGAGGGAAACAAUGGUUACAUGGCACCAGAGUACAUUGAAACUGGUCAGGUUACUCCCAAGAUAGAUAUCUAUGCAUUUGGAAUCGUUUUGUUGGAGAUAAUUACAGGAAAAGGGGCUGUUUUUGAGCAGGAUGGAAAAGAAGUACUCCUGUCAGAGACGGUGCUUGAAAGUAUGGAUGAAGAAUCUAAAAUUCAAGAACUCACAGAUCCAAGGCUACAAGUUAAGCACCCUCUUGGUUACAUAAUUCAACAGACUGAUCUCGUUCUUCGAUUGGUGAGAUUAUGUGCAGCAUGCUUGACGAUGGAACCUGAAAGAAGACCAAGUGCAAAUGAAGUAAUAUCUACCUUACUCAAAAUCCAGUCAGAUGUACAAAACUAGAGAACUUGUGUACAAAAUGAAUAAGUGCUUAUAUGUUAUGUUCAGACAGGUCCCAACAGUGAACUUUUGUUUCUUAAAUGUAAAGUUAAAGACUUGGGUGUGGCCUCUA
Solanum lycopersicum (tomato) is the source of this 3360-nucleotide messenger RNA. It is a transcript of the gene Lyk7, whose product is annotated as LysM domain receptor-like kinase 7. Gene Ontology annotation, molecular function: protein kinase activity; ATP binding. Gene Ontology annotation, biological process: protein phosphorylation. The record is from RefSeq and is a predicted model, not a curated record. NCBI's taxonomy places the organism in Eukaryota, Viridiplantae, Streptophyta, Magnoliopsida, Solanales, Solanaceae.